CCAUGAGGAAAAUAAAUCUCCAAGGACCGAGGAAGAAGGGAUUAAACUUCAAUGAACUCAUGGUCAUGAGGAUGAGUAGGAAUCCCAACCUGGUCCACUGUGUAGACAGCUACCUGGUGGAUAAGCAGUUCUGGCUGGUUAUGGAGUACAUGGAUGGAGGCACUCUGAGUGAUGUCAUCAGCAAGACCUACCUGUCUGAGGAUGAGAUGGCAGCCAUCAGUCGGGAGUGCCUGCAAGGACUGGAUUUUCUUCACUCAAACCAUGUGAUCCACCGAGAUGUGAAGAGCCGCAACAUCCUUCUCAGAACCGACGGCUCUGUCAAGCUGGCUGACUUUGGCCUCUUUGUUCCGCUCACCCCUGAGCAGAGUAGACAGAGCUCAGUGACGGGCACUCCUGGGUGGAUGGCGCCUGAAGUUGUGAAAGGUCAACCAUGUGGCCCCAAAGCGGACAUCUGGUCUUUUGGAAUUGUGGGCAUCGAAAUGGUGGAAGGAGAAGUUCCCUACUGGAUUGAAACUCCCGUCUCGCAUCAACUCCUGAUAGCCACGGGAGAGAGACGAAAGCUGCAGCAGCUAGAACCACUAUCUCCUUGGCUGCGGGACUUCCUGCGCUGCUGCCUGCAGGCGAACAGUCUGCGGCGCUGGUCUGCCAAGGAGCUCCUGCAGACCGCAGAACGAGCAGCAGUCUUUGUCCUGGCUUCCUUUGCUUCUGAAGAAGAGGCCAAAGAGGAAGAAAUUGAUCUGAAGGACUACAUGGAUCCAGUUGUGCUCAGAGAACAGCUUGAGCAAUACAUGAGAAGCUCAGAAGCAGUAUCAGUGUCUGCCCUGGCUUCCUCUGCUUCUGAAGAAGAGGCCAAAGAGGAAGAAAUUGAGAUGAAGGACUGCAUGGAUCCAGUUGUGCUCACAGCAGAGCUUGAGCAAUCCAUGAGAGUGGGCGAGAAGGCCAAGGGCAUCGUGGCCUGUGUCAGCAAUAGUGGGGCAGCAGGAGCAGGGCAGUGA
Molecule: messenger RNA, 995 nt
Organism: Hirundo rustica (Barn swallow)
Lineage: Eukaryota; Metazoa; Chordata; Aves; Passeriformes; Hirundinidae
Product: serine/threonine-protein kinase PAK 1-like
Exons: 8
Coding region: 3-995 (330 amino acids)
Biological process (GO): protein phosphorylation; regulation of axonogenesis; regulation of MAPK cascade
Cellular component (GO): cytoplasm
Molecular function (GO): ATP binding; protein serine/threonine kinase activity
Source: RefSeq, a predicted model, not a curated record